Vigna angularis (adzuki bean) is the source of this 1302-nucleotide messenger RNA. RefSeq lists its product as uncharacterized. The transcript has 9 exons. NCBI's taxonomy places the organism in Eukaryota, Viridiplantae, Streptophyta, Magnoliopsida, Fabales, Fabaceae. Bases 102 to 773 code for a protein of 223 amino acids. The record is from RefSeq and is a predicted model, not a curated record.
ACGGUGCUUCGACCUCCAAAACGGAGGGCGUAAUGCUAAUACGACAGCUUGAGUCGGAGUCAGAGACCUGAAACGCUGAAUUGUUGUUACAGUUGGUAGCCAUGGCUGCAGCUACCGUGAAACUGCUUCUACCACUGUCAUUUUUUCUUCUGAUGCCGUCGUUUCUUCCGAUUGCUGUCGCUUACAGACCCGGCGACAUCGUUCCCAUGAGCCGCAUGGGUCAAUACCAUUCCUCGCGAACCGUGUGGCACGACCUCAUUGGUCGCCACUGCCCCAUCUUCGCUGUAAAUCGCGAGGUGUUGAUGCCAAUACCCAAACCCACGGGUUUCACUGGUGCUGAUGCUUAUAAAUUAUCAUUUCAAGUUGGGAGGGAAAAGUUUUUAAUCCCAUGGCUUCUUGUGGUUAAUCGUAAAAGUACAGAGGUUCCAAUGAUUGAAGUCAAUCUGAGGUAUUCAGGAAGUGAUUUGCAUGGUGUCACGGCUAAAGUUGUGGAUAUGCCUCAUCACUAUGUUGAAAUUCACCCUGAGAUUCGUAGACAAUUCUGGGACCCUGAGCAUUGGCCCAAGCAUGUACUUGUCCGAUAUACAUGGAAGGAGCACUCAGAGAUAGAUGUGAAUUCAGGAUUUUUUGUUCUUUUUGGUUCAGGGCUCAUGUUGUCAUUCAUCCUUUCAAUCUACGUAUUGCAAUCAUCGCGUGACAAAUUCGAAAGAUUUGUAAGGGAAACGGUUGUAGAAAGCAACCUGGCUGGUGAAGUGGUAGCAAAGGUUGAAUGAUGCAAUGUACACAUUGGAAUAUUGUAUUCGUGAAUAGACAAGAUCUGUUUUGGUGGUAGAGAAAGAGAUUUUGUUGUUUUAUCACACAAGGUAAGAACCAGUUGUUUCUUGAUGACGGAGGUGAGAGUGCGAGUUGGAGUGUAUUAAUUUUAUCAGGACGAGCUGUGCAGUGGGAAGCACCGAAAGUUGAGAUAUUGGGUGUAUUAGUUCAUGGGGAAGGCUGAAUUGUUACAACACUGCAUUAGGUUAAAUACUUAAAAUGCUAUACAAAAAUAAAUCAGAAUGUAAGGUAUUAGUUGAAAGUGAUCGGAAUCAUUUUGACCUUUUCCCUUGUCAUUAAAUUGGUCCUUUUCUUGUGAUAGUUGUUUAUCUUCAUUCCACCACCUUGACAAAUCACUGACACUCCCAAGAUAUCCUUCCCUGUCUAGUAGAUGAAAUUAUUUUGUUUUUCUCCCGAAGACUCGUCAUUUCUUUGUCUUGUAACUUGAGAAGUGUUAGUAAUAUUUUUGUAAUACACUCUUUUACAUUU